AUGUCUGCCCGCUACAUCCCGUCGAGCUACUGCCCCGGCAUGUACGCGCAGCAGGCCGCCCAGCUGAACGCCGUCGAGGAGGCGCCCGCCCCGAGCCCCGUGCCUAAGACGGCCAUCCCCGUGGCCCCGUCGAAGCUUCAGCAACAGCAACCGGCACCCCAGCCGCCAAAACCGGCCGUCGAGCCGACCCCUGUCUACUCGUCGUACGCCCGUGGCGCCGUGCUCCCCGCCGCCUACUACCUCGACUACAACCAGCCGAUGAUGGCCCCUCCGCCCACGCCCGCCACCCAGCACCUUCCCACCCCGUACCCGCAGUCCGUUCCGGACCAUCCGCACGACGACGCGAACUGCCCGUACAAGCAGUACAGCCCCGCCGUCACUCCGGUUGCUGCCAGGCCGGUGGAGCAGCAGCAGCAGAAUGUGCCCAUCAAGCGCGAGCCGGCCCUGUUCGCCUACGAGCCAUCGGCGUACGCCUUCCAGCAGCUGGAGGAGAACUAUGCCCGCGCCCCGACUGCCGCCCCCGUCGGCCCGAAGAAGUCGCUUUAUGCUCCGCCCGGCGAGCGUCAGCAGCCUCUCAUCACUGGGCCCGUGGCCACCCCUUCCGCCCAGUCGACCAUGGAGACCACCCAGCUUCCGUCGGCUCAAAUGGCCCGUGCUCAAGCCGCUCAGCAGCCCGUCAUUGCCGAGCAGGAGAAUCGCGGCCAAGCCAACCAGAAGGUACAGUUUGCCGCCCCGCCACCGCAGCAGCACGCUGUCCCGGCUCGCCCUGCUUUCCGCCCGGCCCUCGGCAUGUCGACGUACGUCGGUGGUGUCCCGAAUGACAUGAUCGCUGCGUACCACACCGGCAUGGUGCCCGCCUACUACCAGCAAGCGGCCCGCGACGCCACUUCGAAUUACCACUUUGGCAACUACCAGCCAAACGUCGUCGACUCGGCCGUGACUGCCGAUAUCCAAGAAGCUGAGGCCGCCGCCAUGGCUGCUGCGCAGCAAGUUCAGCAGCCACAGGCGCCCGUCUUCAACAUGGCCACGAUGGGACAGGCGGUCAACGACAUCCAGGCUCAUGUGGGCGGCCGCGCCUUUGCCCCGCUGAACAUGCCGCCGUGCUCGGAGUACCAAUUCGAUCAGCUGCAGGAUAUGGCCAGCUGCAAC
Messenger RNA from Mesorhabditis spiculigera, 1149 nucleotides. NCBI's taxonomy places the organism in Eukaryota, Metazoa, Nematoda, Chromadorea, Rhabditida, Rhabditidae. The record is from the annotation of a GenBank genome assembly.